Messenger RNA from Mastomys coucha (southern multimammate mouse), 598 nucleotides. RefSeq names its product seminal vesicle secretory protein 5-like. The transcript is spliced from 3 exons. The record is from RefSeq and is a predicted model, not a curated record. NCBI's taxonomy places the organism in Eukaryota, Metazoa, Chordata, Mammalia, Rodentia, Muridae. Bases 1 to 378 code for a protein of 125 amino acids.
AUGCAAGUGUGGAGCCCAGUCCCUACUGACAUCUACAAUACAACUCUUUCACCUAAGCUCCAGGUAUCCUUUUGGAAGAAAAAAUUCUCACAAUCGGCUGAAGAUCCUUCUAGUAGUCACACGGGUCUAAAGAUUCGGGUGAGCAACAGUGGAUCAGGUUCUGCCUUUGAGGAAUACAGCCGUAGUGAGGACUCUUGGAGUAAGUUUAAAUCAAAGCGUCCAAACAGUGUCAGCAGUGAGGACUUCCAUGAAGAAAGCAGUAGUGAAAUGAGUAGUUCUGGCAGCAAUUUCGGUCUCAGAAUGAGAGGAUCUCAAGGAGAAGAAGGAAGAAUGGGUUCCUUUAAGACCAAAGUCAAGACCCGGAUGAGCGGCAAAUAAUAUGUUCCCUGGCCCACCGGAAACUAGAGUCAAUAUGCAGGUUGUCCUCAUUCCCUGGGCGUCACUGAACUGAGAGAAGUCUAUGAUGUCUUCAGGAUCCAGGCUCCCGUGGGGCCUAGAAACAACCCGUGCUUCUCAUUUCCUCCUCAUGCUUGUUCUCCUUAAGAUUCCUAAACCUGACACUAUUCAAAUUCAGUCUUUUCAAUAAAAAAAAGAUCCU